Molecule: messenger RNA, 2937 nt
Organism: Synchiropus splendidus (mandarinfish)
Lineage: Eukaryota; Metazoa; Chordata; Actinopteri; Syngnathiformes; Callionymidae
Gene: ribc1
Product: RIB43A domain with coiled-coils 1
Exons: 8
Coding region: 196-1530 (444 amino acids)
Source: RefSeq, a predicted model, not a curated record
CUCCCCGCGACACCCGCAGACUCUCAGUUGACCUGAACAUUCCACAAUCUCUUUCGUCUAUAUGACACUUGCCUCGGCGAGUUGCCGUGACGUUUGCAGCGUCGUCUUUGUUUCAUCGGUGACGGAGCCGUCGCGGGGUUAUAAAGACAGUGUCGCGCGGGUGUCAGAGUUGAGGACGGCACGACCUUUUCAAAAAUGGCUCAGUUGACGCUUACCCAUACGGGAGUUCUGCCUUUGGACCCGGCAGUGGUCAGGAGACGGCUGGCGGAGUCCGCGCGCCACUCGCGCAUCUACGACACCAGGCAGCGGUGCAUCGGCCUCGACCUGGAGGCUCUCGACAAGCAGGUCCAGGAGCGAAGGCGGCAGGAACGAGCCGAGGCCCAGCGCGACCAGGCUUUCGAGAAGCUGGGCAGAGACCAGGAAGACGUGCUGCUGCAGAAGGUCCUGGCCAACAAACAGAUGCGGGCCGACGUCCACGCUGACCUCGCCCACUUCUGGGCCACUCACCAGCGUGUGGAGGAAUCCACGGACGCUGACCUCAAGUUGCGACAGAACCUGGACUUCAUCACAGUACCGGAGGAGCAGCUGGGCCUGUCCUCCAUGCAGAUCUUCCAUGGAGAAGAUCCUUUGGCGGGGCAGAGGAUCCGAGAGCAGAUGAGGCAGGCAGAGCGAGACCUGAGCACCCAGAAGAAGGAGAACGACAGGAGAGACCAGGAGAAGCAACGCAAAGAGACCCUGGCCAACCAAGCGAUGGUGCUGCAGGACCUGAGGUGGUGUCACCUGCACGACCUGGAAGAAGAGAGUCGGCGAGAGAAUCGCAUCCGGCUUGGGAACUACAACCAGGGUCUGGCGGCGGAGCAGUGGCAGCAGCGGAUGGACAGACUGAGGCGGGAGGAGAGGGAGAACCUGGAGGAGAUGUGGCACACCAUGACCUCUGACCUGAUGACUGAGCGACCCGAGGCCUCGCGGAGACACGUGGACGGAGGAAAUCCCGAGCAGGUUCUGACCGACCGCUGGAAGGGGAUGAGUCCGGAGCAGCUCAGCGCCAUCCGCAGGGAGCAAGAGGAACAGCGGCAACGCAAGCAGAGGGAGCAGCAGGAGACGAGGGAGGAGCAGGCGGACUGGGACUUCCUGCUGCUGGAGUCCUCCAGAGCCAGAGAGGCGCAUCACCGCAGGACCGAGGCGGCGAGGCGGGAGCGCAGGCUGCGGAUGGACCAGCUCAACAAGAGCCUGUCGCGAGAGCAGCUGGCACAGUGGCCAGGAGUUCCUGAACCAGAAGCUGUACACCAACAGACCCAGCAACGAGUACUUCCUGCAGUUCAACACCUGCUCCCGCUGAGGCCGAGCCCUCCGGCUUCUGGCUCAGCUCGGUUUCCUUCGGGCGACAUGUUAUAUGCUUCUGUGAACGACCUGAAUAAAGCCAGACGCCCGAGUGAGCCAGUGCCACUUUUCUUUUUGUCACAGUGUGGCAGAACUUUCUGCUUAACCCGAGUGAAGGUUGAAGCGGUCCGUCCUUGGAUCCUCGCCUGAGAGAGGGUGGCCUUCUGGCUCAGCUCCAUACAAUCACCCUCCCCCUGGUCUCGGACUCAGAGACCCCACCCAGAAAGAAGCCGCUCGGCGUGUAAAUACCAACUGUUAGUCUUUAUUAUACAUGAACCGGCAUCAUAACAUCUGUUGCAUCGAUGAAAAAUAACAUUUGAGGAGCCAUUCUGCUAAAUACUGCUUCCAGAACGAUUUGGCGGCAAGAGGUGAGCAGGUGCGCGACGGAGGACGGCGGCUGGAUGCGGAGUAGAAAGAGACACAGACGAGGCUACAGCAGACUACAAAAUGAAAAUGCUCUCCGACCUUGAGGCGGGAAGGCGAGGGAGUGAUGACGUCAUCACCCGGCAGGCACAGGAACUCAGAACAGCAUGGACGUUUCUAGAAUACUGUAAGUAUGGCUCGAUAUAUGGACGCGGACGCGGCUAUGUACACAGAUGCUACUCAGCAGUUUCACAGCAAGUUCACCUGAAAGCAUCCAACAACACCCGAGGAGGAACUCUGGCCCCAGUUCAGAGGGUUCAUGAAGGCUUGAGUGACGUCACGCCACAGCGCCACCAGUGGCAAACAGACGUCAUGACAGCUCUUUUUAAUCCAGAAAAAAAAACUGAGUAGAUUCAACUCAUUGCUUCAUGAUAGAACUCAUUGUCUAAAUGUAGAAGGAAUAAUUAAUGCAACACGUUACACCAUGAAAUAAAGACAGGUCCCAACUGAGUCGUACAAACAGAAGGAAGUCGCUUCAGGACACGUCCUUCAUGAACCCUCUCCAGCACCAGCUCGCUGCUGCUGCUCCGGGAUGUUGCUGACAAAGUUCACGACGUGAAAAUAAACGCUUCAAACACAGCCGUAUAAAAAAGGUGGGACAGUUACAAUCCGAGUCUUUUGAAAACUGAGAAACAAGGUUGACCUGAUGACAUCAUCGUCCUCCAGCGGGAGCUGGGUCUCGGACUCCUACAAUGCUCCGACGUUUCUACUCUACAACAUUCUGUUUCCGCGGAGACGACCUCAGAAAAGUCCGACACGGUGACGGCCACGCGCUCCAGAACAAAACCCAGUCGUCGUCCGUCAGGACCUCCUGACCGGGUGGCCUCAGACUCGCAGGAGCCGAUCCUCGUCAGGUGAACUUCACGCCUAGACUCCAGGCUGUCGCUCGGACGUUGACUUGACUAGAUUCUGGAGUAAGUUGUGAACAGAUCGAACCUUCUAUCUAACCUUCAUCCCAGUGGAUUAAGUUGCCCAUCCAGAACUAACUCUGAGUCCCGACCUUGAAUUUGAAUUCGCACAUGAUGAACCUGGAGAUCUAAUUCAUUUAACUCUGACUGACCUGAAUGAAUCCAGAACUGAGAUUAGAUUUUGUUCUCAAGUGAAGGGCCUUCACCGUGUCACUGAUGUGGAGAA